This is a messenger RNA of Spodoptera frugiperda (fall armyworm), 7222 nucleotides long. RefSeq names its product fibrillin-2-like. The coding region runs from base 71 to 5926 and encodes 1951 amino acids. NCBI's taxonomy places the organism in Eukaryota, Metazoa, Arthropoda, Insecta, Lepidoptera, Noctuidae. The record is from RefSeq and is a predicted model, not a curated record. The transcript has 13 exons.
UGAUAGCAAAAAAUAUGAAGCUGCAAAAACCGACAGCAUCUAUCAGUGGUAUCUCGGAUGUAAAGUGAGGAUGCUGGCGCGUCUGCCCACACUAUGGUGUAUUGUGUUUUUACAAAUAUUUACUACUGCUUGCGGUGACAGUUCGUCAUACUGCACCAAAACUGUUCAGGCUACACGUAUCAAAUGGAUGACUUUCGUGGAGACAUACGGCAAAUAUGAAAAAGAAAAAUUUCCUAAAUGUAUCUUCAAUUGUGAAUAUAAAUAUGUGGUGUAUACUAAAAUAAGUGGAGGGUAUAGAACAGUAACUUACAUCGAUUGGAAAUAUACAUGUUGUCCUGGAUACACAUCUGUGGAAAAAUAUUCAGGACUCCAAUGUGAACCAAUAUGUUCAAGACCCUGCAAAAAUGCGACGUGUGAGGCACCAGAAACCUGUAAGUGCAAUAACGGAUAUGUUAAGUUUGACGAAUACAGCUGCAAGCCUCACUGCUCCAGUGGCUGCCCACACGGCACCUGUGUUGCACCUGAAACGUGUACAUGUGAUUCAGGCUGGCAAUUAGUUCAACCAAAAGAUAAUACAACGAAAAUAUGCCAAGCGAUUUGUCCCAAACCUUGCAUAAAUGGAUCAUGUGUGGCACCAGACACCUGUCAGUGUACAAACGGAUACAUAAAGUCUGACAAAUACAGCUGUAAGCCAGUCUGCUCUACUGGAUGUCCCAAUGGUGUUUGUGUCGGCCCAGAAACUUGCGCCUGUAACUCGGGGUGGCAAUUGGUUCCACUGAAAGGCACCAAUAAAACGAUUUGCGAACCGGUUUGUUCUAAACCGUGCGUUAAUGGCACAUGUGCGGCACCAGAAACUUGUCACUGUGCAAAAGGGUAUGUAAAAUCUGAUCAGUAUAACUGCAAGCCAUUCUGCUCUACUGGAUGUCCCAAUGGUGUUUGUGUCGGUCCAGAAAGUUGCGUCUGUAAUUCGGGGUGGCAAUUGAUUCAACCAAAAGGUAUUGCUACAAAGAUAUGUCAACCAAUUUGCUCAAAACCCUGUAUUAACAGUACUUGUGUGGGUCCAGAAGCCUGCAUAUGUACAAGUGGAUAUGUUAGGAGUGACAUGUACAGCUGCAAGCCUUUCUGCUCCAGUGGCUGCCCACACGGCACCUGUAUCGGCCCUGAGACUUGUAUAUGUAAUAACGGAUGGGAAAUGAUUCAAACUCAAGGAUCCACCAACAAAACCUGCCAGCCUGUCUGCUCAAAGCCUUGCGUAAAUGGAAUAUGUGUAGCUCCCGAGACCUGUAAAUGUACAAAUGGGUAUACCAAAUCUGGAAAUUAUAGCUGCGAACCUUUUUGUUCAAACGGAUGUCCGCAUGGAGUGUGUGUAGCGCCUGAAACGUGUGAUUGUCAUCCGGGAUGGCAUAUAUCUAAUGACAAUAAAACAUGUCUGCCAGUUUGUUCAAAGCCUUGUGUGAACGGCACAUGUAUUGCGCCGAAUACAUGCAAGUGUUUGUUGGGUUAUAGAGUUUCCGGUAAAUUCACGUGUAAGCCUCACUGUAGCGAUGGAUGUCCAAAUGGAACAUGUGUGGGUCCUGAAAAGUGUGACUGUAAUGCAGGAUGGCAAUUAACUAGAUUGAAUAACUCAAAGAUUAGUUCAUGUCAACCCAAAUGUUCCAAGCCCUGUGUUAAUGGCACAUGUGCGGCACCAGAAACUUGUCACUGUGCAAAAGGAUAUGUAAAAUCUGAUCAGUAUAACUGCAAGCCAUUCUGCUCUACUGGAUGUCCCAAUGGUGUUUGUGUCGGCCCAGAAACUUGCGUCUGUAACUCGGGGUGGCAAUUGGUUCCACAGAAAGGCACCACUAAAACGAUUUGCGAACCGAUUUGUUCUAAACCCUGUGUUAAUGGCACAUGUGCGGCACCAGAAACUUGUCACUGUGCAAAAGGAUAUGUAAAAUCUGAUCAGUAUAACUGCAAGCCAUUCUGCUCUACUGGAUGUCCCAAUGGUGUUUGUGUCGGUCCAGAAACAUGCGUCUGUAACUCGGGGUGGCAAUUGGUUCAACCAAAGGGUAUUGCUACAAAGAUAUGUCAACCAAUUUGCUCAAAACCCUGUGUUAACAGUACUUGUGUGGGGCCAGAAGCCUGCACAUGUACAAGUGGAUAUGUUAGGACUGACAUGUACAGCUGCAAGCCUUUCUGCUCCAGUGGCUGCCCACACGGCACCUGUAUCGGCCCUGAGACUUGUAUAUGUAAUAAUGGAUGGGAAAUGAUUCAAUCACAAGGGUCCACCAACAAAACCUGCCAGCCUGUCUGCUCAAAGCCUUGCGUAAAUGGAAUAUGUGUAGCUCCCGAGACCUGUAAAUGUACAAAUGGGUAUACCAAAUCUGGAAAUUAUAGCUGCGAACCUUUUUGCUCAAAUGGAUGUCUGCAUGGAAUUUGUGCAGCGCCUGAAAUUUGUAAUUGCCGUCCAGGAUGGCAUAUAUCUAAUGACAAUAAAACUUGUCUCCCAGUGUGUUCAAAGCCUUGUGUAAACGGCACAUGUAUUGCGCCGAAUACAUGCAAGUGUUUGUUGGGUUAUAGAGUUUCCGGUAAAUUCACGUGUAAGCCUCACUGUAGCGAUGGAUGUCCAAAUGGAACAUGUGUGGGUCCUGAAAAGUGUGACUGUAAUGUUGGAUGGCAAUUAACUAGAUUGAAUAAUUCAACAAUUGGCUCAUGUCAACCCAAAUGUUCUAAACCCUGUGUUAAUGGCACAUGUGUGGCACCAGAAACUUGUCACUGUGCAAAAGGAUAUGUAAAAUCUGAUCAGUAUAACUGCAAGCCAUUCUGCUCUACUGGAUGUCCCAAUGGUGUUUGUGUCGGUCCAGAAACUUGCGCCUGUAACUCUGGAUGGCAAUUGAUUCCACUGAAAGAUACCACUAAUAUUAUUUGCGAACCGAUUUGUUCCAAACCAUGCGUUAAUAGCACAUGUAAAGCACCAGAAACGUGUCAGUGUGCAUCCGGAUUUAUAAAAUCUGAUCAGUAUAGCUGCAAGCCUUUCUGCUCCAGUGGGUGUCCACACGGCACCUGUAUCGGCCCUGAGACUUGUAUAUGUAAUAAUGGAUGGGAAAUGAUUCAAUCACAAGGGUCCACCAACAAAACCUGCCAGCCUGUCUGCUCAAAGCCUUGCGUAAAUGGAAUAUGUGUAGCUCCCGAGACCUGUAAAUGUACAAAUGGGUAUACCAAAUCUGGAAAUUAUAGCUGCGAACCUUUUUGCUCAAAUGGAUGUCUGCAUGGAAUUUGUGCAGCGCCUGAAAUUUGUAAUUGCCGUCCAGGAUGGCAUAUAUCUAAUGACAAUAAAACUUGUCUCCCAGUGUGUUCAAAGCCUUGUGUAAACGGCACAUGUAUUGCGCCGAAUACAUGCAAGUGUUUGUUGGGUUAUAGAGUUUCCGGUAAAUUCACGUGUAAGCCUCACUGUAGCGAUGGAUGUCCAAAUGGAGCAUGUGUGGGUCCUGAAAAGUGUGACUGUAAAGCAGGAUGGCAAUUAACCAGAUUGAAUAACUCAAAGAUUAGUUCAUGUCAACCCAAAUGUACCAAGCCUUGUAUAAAUGGCACGUGUGUCGCUCCAGAGACUUGUAAAUGUCUUGCCGGUUACGUGAAGUCUGGCGAGAAUGUAUGUAUGCCCCAUUGCCGUGAUGGAUGUCCUCAUGGCAUUUGUGUCAGUCCAGAGACGUGUAUCUGUAAUCCUGGCUGGAAGGUGACACAGACCAACACCACACUGAAUAAAACUUGUGAGCCGGAGUGCAGUCCACCUUGUGUCAAUGGUUCGUGUACAGCUCCCGGAAGGUGCGAAUGUUAUUUCGGCCAUGAGAAAACUGAAAAGAAUGUUUGUCGACCGCGCUGCUCCAAUGGGUGCAAGAACGGUGUGUGUGCCGGCCCGGACACUUGUGUCUGCGGUGCUGGAUGGGAAGCGAGUAAUGGCACGUGUCAGCCGGUGUGUAGUCAGCCCUGCGUGCACGGCGCAUGCGUCGGUCCUGACACCUGCGCGUGCCUCGCUGGGUAUGAAGCAGGAGACAACAAUACUUGCGUGCCACGCUGUGCUGCCGGCUGUUCUCACGGAGUAUGUGUGAGUCCUGACAACUGUAUUUGUGACCCGGGAUGGCGCAGAAGUACUGUCAAUGGCUCGUGUGAGGUGGAGACUAUUAGUCUUAAUAACGGAAUGACGGAAAAAAAUUGGAUUCAAACGUACUGGGUGUAUGUUGCGGCUGUUGGAGCCAGCAGUUUGCUGCUGCUAACUUGUUGUAUAUUCAUAAUAUUAUGUUCGAAAAGGAAGCGAGCUUCUGAGAAUGAUGGAGCUACUGUCGUUUCGGUUCAAGAAUUUGUUCACAAAAAUUUCAAUCCCCACAAGACGAAACAAAGUUAUGACGUAAACUGCAAGAGUUCAGAACUUUAUUCGCAAGAGUGGUAUAGGUACCUCACACGCAUUUAUUUUAGCCCUGCUUUUCCUCCCUUGUUUGUCAUGUUAUUGAAAAUGACAUUAAACCUUGAUGUUAUCAAAAUCCUAAUUUGGUAUAUUAUUGUGCUACAAAUAACACAAGUUUUGGGUCAAAUUUGUGUAGAAACUAAACUGAGUUACCGUGACGUUCCUGAAACUUACACAUACACCUACAUGGAGGCUUACGAGAAGUCAGACUGUCUGUUCUGGUGUACCGACACUAGAGUGGCUACUGCAGUGGGCACGAGAAUUGUGCGGAAACUAAUGCCCGAACAAGUUCACGUGUGCUGCGAAGGAUACAUACGAAAGGAUGAUAAUAACGAGACCAGUAUUAACUGUGAGCCAUAUUGUUCACCUCCUUGCGUUAAUGGCUACUGCAAAUCUCCAGGAGUGUGUGCCUGCAACGCUGGCUACUUGCCCGACAUGUUCGCCAGUCACAACUGUUCCCCACUGUGCAUCAAACCAUGUGACCAUGGAAUGUGCGUCGCUCCCAACACGUGUGAGUGCGACGAAGGCUACAACCUAGCCAAUGAAGUAUGUGAACCAAUUUGCUCCAACUAUACAGAAACUGGCGACUGUAUCAACUCAGUUAUUUGUGAACCUGGAUGGAGUAAAGUAAUGAGGAAUUCAAUUGAAAUAUGUGAACCAACAUGCACAAGCCCGUGUAACAAUGGGACUUGUGUAGCACCCGACAUAUGUGAAUGUUUCGAAGGUUACGAGAAAACAGGUGAUGAUAACUGUAUGCCGCAUUGCUCUUGGUGUGUGCAUGGCACCUGUAUUGGUCCUCAAUUAUGCCUUUGUGAUCCUGGAUGGUAUAAAAAGGAGUGGAAUGGCAAUUGCCUUCCGCACUGCGACUACAAAUGCGGUAAUGGCACAUGUGUAGCUCCAAAUACUUGCGAAUGUUUACCAGGAUAUAAAGUUGAUGAAAAAGCCACUAAACUUGGUGAAGAUAGUGCAUUGUGUGCUCCUGAAUGUAAACAUUGUGAUGGUACGUGUGCUGCUCCUGGUACAUGCGUGUGUGAACCGCCUGAACAUGAGGUACUGGUUACCAUUGAUGGACAGCCAUGUGACUGUGUAGACAACUGUUCUGAUACAGCUCAUACAUGUGAGAGAACAAUUUGUCUGCUAACUACUACAGUGUCAAGUGUGACUAAGACUAGUGCAGACCAAACUUCAGAAACUAAAGUUACUGAUAUUUACACGAGUACAUUAAGAUCAACUGAUAUUGAAAUUGCUGAGGUGACUACAGAUGGAUAUACGGAUACGGAUUGGGAACAAAAUCAAUUAAUGAUUAGUGAGACACCAUGGUACAACUCUAGCUGGUUCUACGUGGCUGGGUCUCUUACUGUAAUGGCGUUAGUCGUGACGAUAGCCGCCAUUUUGAAAAGGCGAUAUUUAAAGUCAAUUACGAGAAUAUUUAAUACACAGAAUUCAGAUGUGACUACAGCCGUGCAUUAUAAACAAAACAUCAGUUGAUACAAUUUAUUUAUCCUAUACGUUGUUAUUUUAUGCUGAAUUUAUCUAAAGGUGUACAAUAAAGGUUAUUAUUAUAUUUGUUCCUUACAUAAUCACGGGACCACAGGGUCCCGGACCUUUGGAAGGCGUACGAAGGGCCGAAGCCAACUCGCAGAGGCCCGUUGAACAAUUUUAAUCUAAAUGUAAUGGGACAUCAGCCGGCGAUUAUCCCUGUAUGCACUAUGGAAGUACACCAAAGGACAAUCCCCGGUUGAUGCAGGACUAUUGUGAGAUAUGGUAAAAGGAAAUGAUAGGGAUAUGGGUGUGGGUGGCUGUGGAAUAGUUAACCGGUUAACUAUGGGGACUAUGGCCCCUGCCCCUGACCAAUAUUGAAAAAUACGGAUAAACAGGCAGGGGGUGACUCGCAAACUCAAUAGUGGGCCCCGGAAACGGCCGCUAGCAUGUAGCGACAAGGGAAGCAACAUCCGUUGAGCUGCUUGAGGAAGGGGAGGCAUCCCACGGCUAUCAGAGCAAUCCCGGAAGUACGGUCAAGACCCCUACCAGCAUCUUACUGGGAUACGUCCUUCCCCCAAGUGGAGCUGAAGGCAACUCCACUCUUGCGAAUCUCCACUCAAACCAGCCGAUUAAGGCAAGAGUGAGGUAGGAGAGGCCACUCCGGAUAGUCACGAGUACUAACCGGAGUUAAAAAGUAGGGCCUCUCCCGGGAGUCAGGUCCGUGGGGUCGCCACUGCCCAACAGCUCGCCACAAGCUGCCUUGCGGACUUAUUAUUAUUAUUAUUAUGUUUGUUCUUCACAUAAUCACGGGACCACAGGGUCCCGGACCUUUGGAAGGCGUACGAGGGGCCGAAGCCAACUCGCAGAGGCCCGUUGAACAAUUUUAAUCUAAAUGUAAUGGGACAUCAGCCGGCGAUUAUCCCUGUAUGCACUAUGGAAGUACACCAAAGGACAAUCCCCGGUUGAUGCAGGACUAUUGCGAGAUAUGGUAAAAGGAAAUGAUAGGGAUAUGGGUGUGGGUGGCUGUGGAAUAGUUAACCGGUUAACUAUGGGGACUAUGGCCCCUGCCCCUGACCAAUAUUGAAAAAUACGGAUAAACAGGCAGGGGGUGACUCGCAAACUCAAUAGUGGGCCCCGGAAACGGCCGCUAGCAUGUAGCGACAAGGGAAGCAACAUCCGUUGAGCUGCUUGAGGAAGGGGAGGCAUCCCACGGCUAUCAGAGCAAUCCCGGAAGUACGGUCAAGACCCCUACCAGCAUCUUACUGGGAUACGUCCUUCCCCCAAGUGGAGCUGAAGGCAACU